AUGUCGAAUCCAGUCAACUUGCUUCAAACCGCUAAUAAUGAUUGUAAUUUGUCACAAUCUCCGGCACUGUCAGCUCACACCAUCAGCACCAUUCACGACCAGGAAUGUAGUGGAACCCCACUGAAUACUUCAUGGAGUUGGUUUCUGGACAAGACUGUUCGCGGAGUUUCGGCGGCCGAGUACGAGGCCAAUCUGAAAAAGAUUUACACCUUCUCCAAGGCUGAGACGUUCUGGUCAGUGUACCACAAUAUUCCUUCCGUUGCAGAGAUUCAGAUGAGGUACAGCUACCAUCUGAUGAGGGAAGAAAGACGCCCGCUGUGGGAAGAACCUUACAACCGUAAUGGGGGCACCUGGAAGAUCAAAUGCUUCAAACCUGAUACUGUGACAGUCUGGAGGGAACUGCUGUUGGCUGCCAUUGGAGAACAAUUCUGUGAUUAUGUGGAACCAGGAGAUGAUAUUUGUGGAGUGUCUGUUUCUGUCAGAGACAGAGAUGAUAUUGUUCAGAUAUGGAACAUAGACAGCACUAAAGCUGACAAAGCCAGGAUAAUUCAGAAGAUUCAAGAGCUUUGUCCCAAUAUAGAGUUCCAGGCUGUCUUUUACAAGCCACACCAAACUCACCAUGCUUAUGAAGGCGCCAAAUAAUAAUAAUAGGGUAUACGCUGCCACGUACGCAUAAAAAUGACGGGAAUAAGAUUCGUCUAAAUAAUUUACACCUGUCAAAAAAAUCUAUCCCCGUAUCAUUAGUUCUUGUUUUAUAUUUUGUUUUCAGAGGGAACCAAAUAAGGUCGUUCCCAUUCAGUAGUUGCGUAAUAGGGAUAAUAUUUACCCGCUUUCAGUCGAUCUGUUUUAUCUUCAAAAAGAAAAAAGAGUAUAAUACUUGUACAUUCAAGAAAACCUGGCCAAAUAUGUGUAAAUACGAAUAAAGUACACGCGAUAAAAACGUCA
Molecule: messenger RNA, 945 nt
Organism: Daphnia pulex (common water flea)
Lineage: Eukaryota; Metazoa; Arthropoda; Branchiopoda; Diplostraca; Daphniidae
Product: eukaryotic translation initiation factor 4E type 3-like
Exons: 5
Coding region: 1-642 (213 amino acids)
Biological process (GO): translational initiation
Cellular component (GO): eukaryotic translation initiation factor 4F complex
Molecular function (GO): RNA 7-methylguanosine cap binding; translation initiation factor activity
Source: RefSeq, a predicted model, not a curated record